GACGCCAGGGGAACAACGGCCAGAAAGGCCAGAAAGAUUGAAAAGCUCCAACGCUGGUUACGCUCCAACUGAAAAAGUGGCGUCGGGACGAAGCUUUCUGCGUGGUUUCCACUUUUUUCUUUUUCUUUCGGUGUCUGUCCCAUUCAAACGGUGCUUCUGCGGCGAUGGCAUAAUAGCCUGAUGCAUUUAGUUUGUGCCAAAGAAUGGAUAGCGAUUCUCUCAAGCUAGAAAGACGAGCCGUGAAGCGCAUCAUCGACGCAAAACUCAAGGCACGACCGGAGCUGGUGGAGAAGGAUGGUGACGGCUGGACCAAGCUGGGCUACGCAGACAACUUUGACCUGGACAUGGCGUCGCUUAGGGACGACGUGGAGCGCAUCCACGUCAGCCGCGUGCCCAUGGACGAGUUUGUCGAGAAGUUCGAGAAGCUGUACAAGCCCGUCGUCAUCCAGGGCGCCACCGACAACUGGAAGGCCCAGUACAAGUGGAACCUGCCCCGGCUGGCUAGGAAGUACCGCAACCAGAAGUUCAAGUGCGGGGAGGACAAUGACGGCUACAGCGUGAAGCUCAAGAUGAAGUACUUUGUGUACUACAUGGAGCAUAACCGGGACGACAGCCCCCUCUACAUCUUUGACAGCAGCUUCGGAGAGCACCCCCGGCGUAAGAAGCUGCUGGAGGACUACCAGGUGCCGACGUACUUUGCGGACGACCUGUUCCGCUACUCCGGGGAGGAGAAGCGUCCCCCGUACCGCUGGUUCGUCAUGGGCCCCGCUCGGUCUGGCACGGGCAUCCACAUUGACCCCCUGGGCACCAGCGCUUGGAACGCCCUAGUGCACGGCCACAAGAGGUGGUGCCUCUUCCCGACCCACACUCCCAAAGAGAUGCUCAAGCUGCGGCCCGAAGACGGGGGCAAGCAGGGGGACGAGGCCAUCACCUGGUUCCGGAUGGUCUACCCCAAGACCCAGCAGCCCUCCUGGCCCCAGGACUGCAAGCCUCUGGAACUGGUGCAGAAGCCCGGGGAGGUGGUGUUUGUGCCGGGCGGCUGGUGGCACGUGGUGGUGAACCUGGACCACACGAUAGCCGUGACACAGAACUUCUGCAGCCGCACAAACUUCCCUAUCGUCUGGCACAAGACCGUCCGGGGCCGGCCCAAGCUCUCACGCAAGUGGUAUGCCUCCCUCAAGGAGCACAGGCCAGAGCUGGCUGCGGUGGCAGACCAAGUGGAUGUAUCUCGCGAGUCUGGAGUCGCCUCGGACUCUUCGUCAGGCUCGAGUUCGUCGUCGUCAGGCUCCUCGUGCUGCUCGAGUUCCGACGACGACGACUCCGGCAAAGAGAGCAUCGGCGACCACAAGCGGAAACGAAAGCGUUCGUCAAGCAGAGAAGACCGCCAAGAUCAGAUGCGUAGCAGCGGCUACAGGUGUUGACAAAGUGUAGGGUAGACAGAAGACAAGUCUGCGUUCCAUGCCAAAAAGAGAUGCCACGACCGAGACACUCCACACAGCAUACGAGACAGUUUCUAUCAAGGGUGUUGUGAACUCCUGUUUAGAAGACGUUUUUGUGCAAAGUAUUCUUUUUGUUUCCCUACGACAAAGGAUUUCAAAGACUCCAUCCCUGAAGACGAGUGCAUCUGGAAAGACGUUUAUAAUAGCAGAUAACUUUUUUUUUCUUUUUUUUUUUUUUUUAAGAAGAGGAUUGUGUUUUGCAUGCACGGAAGUAAGGAGGUCAUUUCGCUGUUGGUAGCAAAUAUACUUACACCAGGUUGCACGGAAUGUGCAGCGAGUUUUAGUGUUAUUUUAAUAUGAUUAUUAUUAUUAUUGUCAUUAUUUAACUUUCGAAGCAUUUACAAUUUGUCAUCAAGACUUGUGGCAGGUGUGAGUGCACACGUGCACAUUUUGAAGUGUAACAAUAAAAAGUGUUGGCUUUGUA
Molecule: messenger RNA, 1923 nt
Organism: Ixodes scapularis (black-legged tick)
Lineage: Eukaryota; Metazoa; Arthropoda; Arachnida; Ixodida; Ixodidae
Gene: PSR
Product: bifunctional arginine demethylase and lysyl-hydroxylase JMJD6
Exons: 8
Coding region: 204-1421 (405 amino acids)
Biological process (GO): phagocytosis
Cellular component (GO): cytoplasm; nucleus
Molecular function (GO): histone H4R3 demethylase activity; P-TEFb complex binding
Source: RefSeq, a predicted model, not a curated record